AUGGUUUUGGGCACGAGGCGGACAUUAGGCUGGCGCGAACUGUCUAUCACACUCGUCUUGUUAGUGGCCUGCCCGUUGCUCAGCCGUGGCGAGAUGCGUAAAUCGUGGCAGACCAAAAGUGUCGACGUGCAGGCACAGAUGCUUAAAGCCGCCCGCCUUGAUGAUCCACCGCAUGCGAAGCCCCCGGAACCGAGCUUCGCAGCGGAGGAGUCAAAUAAUGGGGCCGUUACCGAACGGCCGGACACACACUCCACUUCAGCCGGUGUCAAAGCUACGGACGAGCUUAAGGCUAAGCCUGCGGGUGUCUUCAGCAGUCGAGUGCGCAAUAAAUACGGAACCACCGUUGGAGCAGUUGCAACGGACAAACCAGUGGAGGAUGGGGUGACACCACAGCAGGAUGGCGUGCGCGCCGUUCCGCUGGGAUAUGCGGAUAGUCCCGAGGAUAUACAAAUAGACGACGCCACGGUGCAGGACGACGAUGACGAUGAUGAUGAGGACGACGAUGAGGAUGACGUGCUCGGUUGGAAUGGGACAAAAGGCGAUAAGGAUCAGCAGUACGAUCUGAUCAAGAACAUCCUGGAGGAGGUUGAGGGACGCAUUGCGGGGGAAAAGCGCGAUGAGGCGGAUGAGUUGGCGCGAUCGAAGGCGAAAAAGCCCACCGAGCGGGCGAAGGAGUACACGUUCCCGCCGGUACUGAACAUGACCAUUGAUGAACCGAACAACAUCGUGAAGGUUAAGCUAAAUCAGGACAUCGUGCGUGAUAUGCUAAACACUGGGCGUGAGGCGGGCGGUGGUAUCGGUGGCAAGAAGAUGCUACGCUAUGUGUUGCCCCUGUUCAUUCUACCGUUCCUGAUCCAGUCCGCCGUCAUACCGUUCAUGCUGACCGCGGUGAAAUUGUUCCUGCUCAAAUCGCUGAUGGCGGGCAAGCUGGCCAUCUUUUUGCUGCUGUUAGGUGCGUUCAAAAACUUUACCAAAAAGGAUCGCGACGUGUACGUCAAGGAUCUGCCCGACCGGCGGUACGAACCGUCGAGCGAAGGGUUCGCCUAUCUGGCCGAGGGACGGCCCAGCGGUUGGGUCAACUAG
Messenger RNA from Anopheles marshallii, 1083 nucleotides. RefSeq lists its product as uncharacterized. The record is from RefSeq and is a predicted model, not a curated record. Lineage: Eukaryota; Metazoa; Arthropoda; Insecta; Diptera; Culicidae. The coding region runs from base 1 to 1083 and encodes 360 amino acids. The transcript has 2 exons.